Molecule: messenger RNA, 1851 nt
Organism: Cydia fagiglandana
Lineage: Eukaryota; Metazoa; Arthropoda; Insecta; Lepidoptera; Tortricidae
Product: TOX high mobility group box family member 4-like
Exons: 3
Coding region: 37-567 (176 amino acids)
Source: RefSeq, a predicted model, not a curated record
GUUUUUAAGUCCAAACUGGUUAAACAUUAAUCCAAAAUGGCGCCCAUGUUCGGUCAGCCGAACUACAUCUGGUCGGAAGAGAAUUUGAGAGAAAAUUCUGAGGAGUUGAUUGACGCUGAGCACGCAGCAGAUAGUGCAGGGUUUCAAGACAUGGCAUUCGGGUAUAUGAUAAUACUGGUGGGGAUGCUGAUCUUGUGGCUGAUCGUGUACUUCUGUAUGAGGCUGAUUUCGUUAAGGCAGAAAACGCGCACGCCACCACAGAGGAGGAUGUACGUGGGCUCCCGAGUCCGACAGUCAUUGUCUCAAGCCGAGCCCACUAUCUACGUCAGCCCCAACAAUUUGCCGCCCCCACCCAAAUAUGAAUGCCUUGCGCCACCCAGCUACGAGGAAGUAGUGGGUAUCCAUUACCCUCAGUACCAGAACCAGCCCAUCACCCAGCCCAUAACUGUAGCCAUGGCGCAAAACACCCAACCGUCGCAGAACGUCACAGACGCGCCGCCCGCGCCGACGGUCAUCACCGUUACGUCAGAGCGGACGUCAGUGCAAGUCGCCGCGUCGUCGUCGUGAUUUGGUUAACCCGUUAUUUUAGUAAUAACGUUAUUUGCCAAUAACGAUUUUAGAAAUCGCGUUGCUGAUGGUAUAAAAGAGUUAACGUUGUUUUCAUUCUUCUAGCGUUGUGUUUGGAAUACUUUGGUCGACAAAUAAAAAGUGCAAUAUUAGUAUUAAUUCUAUGAACUAUCCAAAUCUCAAUGAGUAAUUAUUAUUAAUUUAAUAUUUAUGUAUUUGAGUAAAAAUUUUAAUCCGUUCUGGAACAAAAUCAGUAUAUUUAACUUAUCGUAGAAAAUUAAAUUUAAACUGUAUUUUUUUUUGAUGAUUUGACAUUUACGCGCUUUCACUACAGUAACAUUCCUUGAGCAUCUUGCAGUAUUAUGUUAUAUUUUUACCACCAAUAAAUACCACCUAUUUACUGCUGGACAGUAAAGUAAAUGCGCAUAAUAGCAUGAGAUUUUCGAUCAUAGUCGAUACAUUGUGAUACUAGUGUACCAAAGUUAAAGUAAUGCUAAAUCAAAAUAGAUAUUCAACCAUAUUCAAAAUAUUUAAAUGGAUGUUGUCCUAGCUGAACACCGAAAACGAACCAACGCGAUAGAAUACUUUCAAACAAAUCCAUGCAACUACAUUAAACUGUGUUUACAGUAAACUUUUACAAGUGACAGUACCAACACUUGAUAUUGCGUGGUCGUCUUUGUCGCUUGAAUUAAGCGAAGAUUUGAUCUUAAAUAUAUUUUUUGCCAUUAUUAUUUGACAAGAGGACACACAGCAAAUCCAGCUAAAUGCUUAGUCAGUUAAGCGCCACUUGCAUCAUCCCACUAACCUUGGGGUUGAACGGUUAAACCUGGAGUUAACAUGGUUACCAGUAUAAUUUGACACUGGGUUAACGGUUUAACGGGUGUCCCCGGGUUAGUGGAAUUGUGUAAGUGGCGUUAAGUCAGUCCUAUUAAAGCGGGGUUUGCUGGAAAAUGAAGGUCACCUAUGUGUUACCUAUGUUGUUAAAGAAGUACGGUAACUAUUUUCAUUGCAAAUAGCGGUAACAGUGACUUUAUUGUUUAAUAAAAUGUUUUUAACAUGAGAUUUUGUUCUCAUCUAAAAAACAUUUUGUUAGCUGUCUCUGUUCUCUGCCAAAAAUGCAAUUUGUAAAUAUUAUUUCAUAUAAAAUUAGUACAUUUGUGUACAAAUUAUUAUGUAUAAGUAGAGAUAUAAUUGUUUAGGUUAAGAUUUUUAUGUACAUACAUAGACUGUGGGUGAAACUUGACAAAAAGACCAUAUUUAUAAACUUUAAUAAAAAUAUUGUUA